CUCUGUAGUCCGUGACAAGUCAAAUUAAUCCACCUGUCAAAUUUUUGAUUACUCACGAAAGUAACUAAAAAUUAUUUCUCAAACUUUUGUAUUAUACUGGUUAUUUUGCUGCAGUUAACAAGCAUUUAUAUCAGUCAAGAUGUUCCUCACCCGAUCGGAGUAUGACCGAGGCGUCAACACAUUUAGCCCUGAAGGUAGGCUGUUCCAGGUGGAAUAUGCGAUUGAGGCUAUAAAAUUGGGUUCCACUGCGAUCGGCAUCUCAACUUCGGAAGGUGUUGUUUUGGCUGUUGAGAAGAGGAUUACCUCUCCCUUGAUGGAGCCAACAACUAUUGAGAAAAUUGUUGAAGUUGACAGACAUAUUGCUUGCGCUGUCUCUGGCCUGAUGGCCGAUUCAAGAACAUUAAUAGAGAGAGCUCGUGUAGAGUGCCAGAACCAUUGGUUUGUGUACAAUGAACGCAUGAGUGUUGAGUCCUGUGCUCAGGCUGUGUCUAAUCUAGCCAUACAAUUUGGUGACAGUGAUGAUGACAGCGGCACAGCUAUGUCCAGACCAUUUGGUGUAGCUGUUAUGUUUGCAGGUAUUGACGAAAAGGGACCACAACUAUUCCAUAUGGAUCCCAGUGGCACGUUUGUGCAGUAUGAUGCUAAAGCAAUUGGAUCUGGCAGCGAAGGUGCACAACAAAGUUUAAAGGAGGUAUACCACAAAUCCAUGACGCUCAAGGAAGCCAUCAAGACUGCGUUAACAAUUCUGAAGCAAGUGAUGGAAGAGAAAUUAUCUGAGAACAAUGUGGAGGUGGUGACAAUGACGCCUGGAUCACUGUUCCAUAUGUUCACUCGCGAGCAGCUUGCUGAGGUUAUUAAAGAUAUACCUUGAUUUGUUAGUAGUCUGGCUGAAGCGUAGUUUGGUUAUCGGUACUGUUGUUUUGAAACAACCAAGUUUCUAUAAUUUGGUUGUUUCAAAACAUUUUACUUAGUAUUCAUCACAAUUUACAGCAUUGGUGAUCCACAAAGUCUAUGCAUUAAUGAAUCUUUUAUCAGGUACCUCCUGUUUUUAAAUCUUAUAUAAAAUGGUUAUGUUUAAGUUUAAAUUUAUGUCUCCUCAAUCAAUAGAAUUCAAAUCACAUGGAUGCAUUCAGCUAAAUAACAUUUUCCUAAAUUCUUAAAUCCAAAUGACCUUAGGAAUAUAAAACCAAACUACGCAAUUUAAAGUUAGCCAACUCAGAGUAUUUAUGAACUAUGUAUAAUAAGUAAUAUCUAAAAUAAAUUGUUUUAUAAAUUGAUACCAUUUAUGUUGAAUGUAACAAAAUGGUUUGUAUUGUAUUUUAGUUUUUUUUGUUGUCGAACAUGUAUGUUUAUAGAAUCAUUAUACCUACUUUUUGUGCUAUGUUUACUUCUGAAAAAUGAAGCUGUAGCUUAUUUUUAUGUGUAUGUAUUUCAUGUAUGUAGUGUACUAAAAUAGUAUAAUUUCAAUGGAAGCAUUUUGUAUCAAUGUAAAAGUAAUGCAAUUUAUUUCAUGUAUUACUUUGGUGUGGGAGUUUAUAUAGAUCAUAAAAUAAGUUCGAAUUUUAAUAAAAACUUUUUUUAAAUGA
Molecule: messenger RNA, 1586 nt
Organism: Pararge aegeria (speckled wood butterfly)
Lineage: Eukaryota; Metazoa; Arthropoda; Insecta; Lepidoptera; Nymphalidae
Gene: Prosalpha5
Product: proteasome subunit alpha type-5
Exons: 5
Coding region: 140-871 (243 amino acids)
Biological process (GO): proteasome-mediated ubiquitin-dependent protein catabolic process
Cellular component (GO): proteasome core complex; proteasome core complex, alpha-subunit complex; nucleus
Source: RefSeq, a predicted model, not a curated record